Molecule: messenger RNA, 1839 nt
Organism: Miniopterus natalensis
Lineage: Eukaryota; Metazoa; Chordata; Mammalia; Chiroptera; Miniopteridae
Product: testis-specific serine/threonine-protein kinase 1-like
Biological process (GO): microtubule cytoskeleton organization; intracellular signal transduction; protein phosphorylation
Cellular component (GO): cytoplasm
Molecular function (GO): tau-protein kinase activity; ATP binding
Source: RefSeq, a predicted model, not a curated record
CAGGCCUUCAGUCGUCCCCAGUCCACUGGCCAGCCUUCCAGGGUUCUGAGUCUAAGUGGCUCAAGCCAGAGCCUCAUUCCCCUAGGGCACCCUUCCUUUAUGACUUCACCCACUGAAGUCACCUGGGAGACAAUGCUGAACGUUCCACCCCAGAGUCUGGGCCUCUUGGAGGCCCGGCCAGCCCAGAGGACUCUCUGUCCAGUGUAAAUGAGGACACCACUGGCCCAUGUCUCACAGGUGUGUAGAGGGCAGCCUCAGAGGCACUGGGUGCUCCUGGCACCAUGGAUGAUGCUGCCGUCCUCAAGCGACGAGGCUACAUAAUGGGGAUAAAUUUGGGAGAAGGCUCAUAUGCAAAAGUCAAAUCCGCUUACUCUGAGCGCCUGAAGUUCAACGUGGCGGUCAAGAUCAUUGACCGCAAGAAAGCCCCCACGGACUUCUUGGAGAAAUUCCUUCCCCGGGAAAUUGAGAUUCUGAUCAUGCUAAACCACCGCUCCAUCGUCAAGACCUAUGAGAUCUUCGAGACGUCGGAGGGCAAGGUCUAUAUUGUCAUGGAGCUCGGGGCCCAGGGUGACCUCCUCGAGUUCAUUAAAACCCGGGGAGCCCUGCACGAAGACGAUGCUCGCAAGAAGUUCUACCAGCUCUCCUCGGCCAUUAAGUACUGCCACGACCUGGACAUUGUCCACCGAGACCUCAAGUGCGAGAACCUCCUCCUCGACAAGGACUUCAACAUCAAGUUGUCUGACUUCGGCUUCUCCAAGCGCUGCCUGCGGGAUGACAGCGGCCGGCUGACACUGAGCAAGACCUUCUGCGGGUCAGCAGCAUAUGCUGCCCCCGAGGUGCUGCAGGGCAUCCCCUACCAGCCCAAGGUCUAUGACAUCUGGAGCCUGGGCGUUGUCCUCUACAUCAUGGUCUGUGGCUCCAUGCCCUACGACGACUCCAACAUCAAGAAGAUGCUGCGCAUCCAGAAGGAGCACCGCGUCAACUUCCCUCGCUCAAAGCACCUGACAAACGAAUGCAAGGACCUCAUCUACCGCAUGCUACAGCCGGACGUCAAGCGGAGGCUGCAAAUUGAUGAGGUCCUUGACCACGGCUGGGUGCAGCCAAAGGCCCGGAGCAUGUCCUAUGCAGCCGUCAACAAAGAGGAGGAGAGCCCCCAGGGCACUGAGCCCUCACAGACUGCUGUGCCCAGCUCUGACAAGAAGUCUGCCACCCACGUGGAGCCCCAGGAGGAAGCACAGCCCGAGAUGCCAAAGUCAAAUCCCAAGGAGGAGACGCUGCAAGUGCCAGGAUGCUCCAACUCCAGGACCACAAGCUUCACCCUUACAAAUGACCAGCCGAGCAAGGAGACAGUGGAAGGGGGGGCUUCCUCGAAGGCCCCAGAUAUACACACCCAGUGAGCCUCUUGCAUGGCCCAGGGGGCUGGCAGAGAAUGAGGCAGAGCUCACAGCUUAGAGUCUGAGCUCCAAAAAGCCAAAGGAUGAGCCAGUGAAGGAAGACAAUCCUGGAUGAGCCACUAUUUUUGUAAGUUUCUCCCCACUCCCUUUGAACAUGGCUAAAGAAGCAAUAAACCACUAUAUUAGUGCAUACUCUGGGUGCAGAAUUAGUAAGUUUCGCAAAAGAGUCUAGCCAACACCAUUGCUCUCCUCUCCCAUGGGCACACAGAGCUCACCCGCCAUUCAUCCCCUGCAGAAUUUAGCCUGGGGUUCUCUUAGGUUUGUCUCCUGAACCCUCAGUCCCCCAGGACAGGGCUCGUGCCCAUUACUGCUCUCUAUUCCUACUCUCUGCAGCUGACCUGCCUCCUCUCCUCCCACUCCCCUUGAGCUCCACUUUCAACGUCUG